Messenger RNA from Somion occarium, 2343 nucleotides. The record is from the annotation of a GenBank genome assembly. NCBI's taxonomy places the organism in Eukaryota, Fungi, Basidiomycota, Agaricomycetes, Polyporales, Cerrenaceae.
AUAUGGUUUCGGGUCUUCCAAUUUGAGAGCGUGUGCCGAUCUGCUGCCUGAAGUCACUCCAAUUCAGGGAUGGAUCAUUCACAGCCAGGUAGUAGACAGCGGAGAGCAAUGAGAGUCUCCGAGAGAGGAACACGAUGGAGCGCGGGCUUCUUCCAAUGCAGGCCACGACGAUCAACCAUUCGCGCACGAUGAGCAGCUCUGCCUCUUUUCCCGUCCAACGAAGCCCGCCCCAGUCCUCGCAUGCCGUCUCUAUCUCUCCUGCUGGUGCUUCCAGCUCUGCACUGUCCUCUGCGUUUGGGCCGCUUGUAACGUACCCACACACUCAUCCUAGCCCUGUCAAUUCCGGUGGGCAGAUCCAGAGUACGCCCUCUUCUGCAGGUAGCAAAGGCUCCGCUUUCGGUGGUAGCAGUUCUGGCGGUGCGAAUGCGAAUGCGGCUCCUCAGACGACCCAAUCUCAAAAUCAUUCCCAGCACCCAGCCGUCACCAACCUCAGCACUCAACCGCAACUCAUCCAGCCUGGUCCUCCCAUUGUACCCCAACCUAUCUUCGAGUUUACGAAGCGGAAACGAUGGGCGGACUUGCUCGUUACUCAGCUGACCGAGGCUAUCGUGCUUGUGCUCUCCCCUUCGGCUGAGGUGCUUUAUUGUGGGAAUGCGGUUUGGGGGUUGUUGGGUUGGCAGGAUCAUGAACUUGUUGACAAGUCGUUUUUGGAUUUCAUGAACCUGACUGGUGAAUAUUUGAAUGGUUCAGUGGACGAUCGAAAGACGUUUGAGAGAUUGUUUACGGAAUCCGUCUUUAAUAGGUCAGAGUUGACGUCUUAUACACGGCUACAGUAUAAACCUACCAGGAACGCGGGCUCGGCCUCUAUGGCACUCGCUAGUACUGCUGCCAACCUUGUUGGAACUACUGGUCAACUCCUGUCGCACACUCCACUAGUGCCCUAUCAGCAACAUGCCCAAGGACAACAGUACUCACACCAGUCGUCUGGACAGUAUCAGCAGAAUUCUCCUCCACAAUAUAGACCACAAUCGAGCGGCGGUCGGUUUGGAUAUCAGUCACAUCAUGAUCAGCCCACUGCGUCGCGGAGAUCUACACAACAAUCUGCGGGUGAAUUGGAGGGGAGAAAGGAAGUCUUGUUUGAGAUCAUUGGGUCUCCGUAUUUCUUGCCUUUGCAUGAUACUUUCAAGUGUUUCUUUGCGGUUGCGAAACCGUAUCCGAGUCGGAAUACAGCCAUAUUGAACACCUUUCUGGAAUUGAAACUCGAGAACGAACGUCUUCAUGAACGGCUCGCCCAACUCAAGAUCGCUCGCGAGAAACUCGGACCUAACACAUCCAAUACAUCCAAAUCCUCUCAUUCCCAAUCAGGCGUAGCAUCCAACACGUCCUCCGCUUCAGCUUCAGCUUCUACUUCUACUUCUCUUCCGAUCGUUGGCCCGCUUUCCCUCACCAGUAACAACGCCAACCUCACACAUAAUCAACCUCAAAUCCCGGCAGCGACGUCAUUCUUCAGUGGGACCUAUGACGAAUUGAUGUCUUUACCUGGUCAGAAUGCUCAGGGAUUCGUUCGAGGCCCAGGGAAUAGUAGUACUGGUGCAACAACUACAGGUGUAGAGAGAGUGGGAGGAGGAGGGUUCCAGUUUGAUAACAUCUUUGAUGUUGAGGGAGGUUUGAGUGCAGGUGUAGGUUCUAGCUCUAAUCUGAUUACGGGUACGAGUACGGGUAUGGGGUCUUCUGGUUCUGGUGGGCAAGGACAGGGACAGGGACAGGGACAGGGACAAGGUGCGACUGUGCAUAUACCUUCGUCGGGCUCGGGCUCUGGAGGUACGACUCGUAUGGGGAACGGAGGAGAGGAUGAGGAUGAAGCUGCGCAUAAGAAGGCUAGGAAGGUGUAUAUGCCUGAGCAGUAUGUGUGUAUGACUUGCGGGAGGACGGAUUCACCUGAAUGGCGCAAGGGCCCGUCGGGACCCAAGACUCUUUGCAAUGCUUGCGGCUUGCGGUGGGCGAAACGCGAGAAGGAGAAGAGAGCUGCUAAUAUGGCUUCUGCGCCGAAACCUAACUUGUCGAAACUUCAGAAAAGUGGUGGGGCUGGUGCCGGUGGAAGUGGGAGUGGUGCCAAGUCUUGAAGAUGAUACUUGUGCAAUGAUCCCGAGGGAUGAUGAAGCGUACAUGGGUUGUACAAGGGAUAUGUGCGUUGGUAGUUCUCUUAUAUUGUACUUGUAAUGCCAUUGGCAUAUUACGUUGUAUCCGUUGAAGGGAAGAAAGAAACUUUCUUGGUUGUAAUAUAUGCCUUCGGAAUGUAUGUGUACACGUCCCAUCCAUUAUCAUCGAGAUUACUCCUACGUC